Messenger RNA from Formica exsecta, 1189 nucleotides. RefSeq lists its product as uncharacterized. Bases 113 to 1120 code for a protein of 335 amino acids. The record is from RefSeq and is a predicted model, not a curated record. The transcript is spliced from 2 exons. NCBI's taxonomy places the organism in Eukaryota, Metazoa, Arthropoda, Insecta, Hymenoptera, Formicidae.
AAUGCUUUUCCCUGAAAUAAAUGCAAAAUUGAGAACAGAUGAAAAUUUUAUUAAUUAAGAAAAUGAAGAGCAUCAUAUUAGAAGAUCAAUUUUUGAGAGAAUAAAUUUGGGAAUGGUAAGCCAAUUUCCAUUAGAUUAUAUGCACUUAGUUUGCUUGGGAGUUGUAAAAAAAAUGCUUCAAACUUUUAUACAUGGAAGAAUCAAAGCAAUAAAAUUUAAUUCUACAGUUAUACAGGAAAUUUCAGAAGUUUUGUGUAAUAUAUCUACAUGGAUACCAAAUGAUUUUGCACGGAAGACACGUAGUUUAGAAGAGUUAGACCGUUGGAAAGCAACGGAAUUAAGAUUAUUUCUAUUAUAUGUAGGACCAGUUAUACUUCAAAAUUACUUGCCUCAAAAUUAUUUGUUGCAUUUUAAUUCUUUACAUUGUGCUAUUAGAAUAUUGUGCCAUGAAAGUGAUUGUAUUAAUAAUAAUGAGUAUGCUAAGGAUUUAUUAGUUUAUUUUGUUGAAACUUCAAAAAUAUUGUAUGGAAAAGAUUUUAUUAUUUCUAAUGUUCAUAAUUUAAUUCAUAUAUCUGAUGAUGUAAUAAAAUUCGGACAUUUAGAUUCAUUUAGUAGUUUUACUUUCGAAAAUUUUUUAUAUGAAAUUAAAAAACAAUUGAAAAAAGGAGAAAAACCUCUCGAACAGUUACAUAAUAGAAUAGUGGAACGUGUUAAAAAUAAAAAAACUCGACAUGAAUAUUUUUCAAAACCUCAAGUAGCUCAUUAUAAUUCUAAAAAAUCUAAUGGAACGAGAUUAGCAUAUGAUUACAUUUUUUAUAAAAUAUUCAAAUUGUCACUAAAAAAAGAGUCUGAUAGUUUUUGUUAUUUAAAAAGUAAUGAUAUUUUUCAUAUUAAAAAUAUUUAUAAGUAUAAUAAAGAAUCUAUUAUGCAAGGAAAAAUAUUAAUAAAUCUAUGUAAUCUUCCACAUUAUCCCGUCAAUUCUGAGUUAUUUAACAUAAGUGUUGGAAAUGAAUGGUCCAAAUUAAAAAAUUUUUCAAUUGAUGAAAUAAAUAUGAAGGCAAUUUGUAUUCCAUACAAGAAUUCUUUUUGUUUCUUUCCCAUAAUUCAUUUAUGUGUAUAAAAUAAUAUAAAAUUAUGUCAAAUUGUGUCUUAAAUGUGUACAUAUAAUCCAUAAUAAACUAAGAAUUUA